AUGCCGUGUGGCCUCGACGGGGCACCUUUCGUCUACUGUUUGUUGAAGAAAGCUUGUCGUCUCUUGCUGCCGCUGUACUUUGACCAGGUUCACGCGGUCGGCGCAGAGAAUUUGCCAGAGCCCGGCGUGCCGACUACCAUCGCGUUCGGCCACAGCAACGACCUCGCUGAUAUGUUGCUGCUCCUUUCGGCAACAGAGAAGCGAUACAUCAGAUUUGGAGCCGCCGCGUUCCUCUUCAAGAUGAAAGGGGCGAUGUCCAUCCUGAGCUUCAUCGCGAACCACAUUGGUGCUGUCCCUGUGGUUCGCGCGCAGGAGACCGAGGGCGACGACAACGCCAAGGCUGCGGCUAACAAGUCUCUCGCAGACAGGAUGAUGGACGCUUUGAGCCGUGGCCAGUGUGUCGCAUUGUCGCCCGAAGGCGGCAGCAGAUUCCGAGUUAAGCUGAACCCAUUCAAGCCUGGAGUCGGUGUCUUCGCCGAGCGUGCGGUGAUCCAGGAGCUCGAGAAGGGCCGCUCCGAUUUCUCUGUGCGGAUCGUGCCUGCUGGCGUGGUGUAUACGCACUGGACGCUCUGGCGCUCCGCUGCCAUGGUGCGUUACGGCGAGCCUGUCAUCGUUGACGCAGCUCGUCUCGACAGAUUCGAAAUCACUCCGGCCAUCCGAAAGGACACGUAA
Prorocentrum cordatum is the source of this 672-nucleotide messenger RNA. The record is from the annotation of a GenBank genome assembly. NCBI's taxonomy places the organism in Eukaryota, Dinophyceae, Prorocentrales, Prorocentraceae.